Penaeus monodon (black tiger shrimp) is the source of this 904-nucleotide messenger RNA. RefSeq lists its product as uncharacterized. The transcript has 2 exons. Lineage: Eukaryota; Metazoa; Arthropoda; Malacostraca; Decapoda; Penaeidae. Bases 1 to 531 code for a protein of 176 amino acids. The record is from RefSeq and is a predicted model, not a curated record.
AUGAACGGUCGUCUCCUCAUCGUCCUGGCCUUCGGCGCCGUCCUCGUCAACUUCGCCCAGAGCAUCAUUCUCCUGGCCUCUGGCACCGCGGCUGCCACCACAGUCACCGUCAGCGCCGCAGGUCUGGCCGCCGGCGCCGCCGCCGUGGGUGCUCUGGCCGUGGGCGCAGCGGCAGCCGUGGCCCUGGCCAGACGCGGAAAGCGCGAGGCUUCGUCGUGCCUUCCCUUCUCCAGCCCCGAGAUCUACUUCAGCAUGGCGGCCAACUCCGACUUCCUCGACUGCGGUCGCCGCUACGUCUGCGAGCUCGAAGCCACCGCCGACGACAAGCUCGCCCACGAGGAGAUCCUCAUCCGCAACCUCUUCGGACGCAGCUCAAGCGCCAUCAGCGGAGUCGCCGGAGGUUUCUUCGCUGACGCAGGCAAGGUCGGUGCCGUCAAUGGCACUGCCGCCUGCGCUCAGACCUUCAGCAGCUGUCCCUUCGACAGGAAGGACAUCUAUCAGGCAUUCAGGGAAAUCCAGAACACCGCCUGAGUCACUUCCUUUCCCAUGUUCUCACCACCGCAGCCAUAGACCCUAAGAGGACGGGGUAGUUUGCGUUGCGUGGAUUUCAUCUCGCCCUCAGUGCCAAGACCCAAGUGCCAGGUGUGGCACUGCAUCAUGAGAGAGUGUGUCAGUGGCAGCCACGACGUCUCAACGUUGUGCUGCAGCGUGUGUGUUUUCAGACAUCAGAGUCACUUCUUAUCAAGCCAUUGUACCUCUAUCAUUGUCAUCUCGUCUACACUUCACAUGGUCCUUCAAAAGUCACUUAAUGACAAAGCGAACUUAUUCGCCAAACCUUUUGCUACAUUUCUUAGAAAAUCAAUAAAAGACGAAUUUCUUAAUAACGGUUUCAAUGACACCCUCU